Molecule: messenger RNA, 2120 nt
Organism: Hypomesus transpacificus
Lineage: Eukaryota; Metazoa; Chordata; Actinopteri; Osmeriformes; Osmeridae
Gene: ankfn1a
Product: ankyrin repeat and fibronectin type III domain containing 1
Exons: 6
Coding region: 229-1137 (302 amino acids)
Source: RefSeq, a predicted model, not a curated record
AGAUAAAUAUUUCCUGUCCGUAGUUAUCUGUUCCCAAAAUGGUUCCUUUGAACUGAUGUUGAAGGGCUACGCAUAUUGUGCGCAGAAGCCAAUCCAAGGACAAAUAUAGACUUCUUUAUCCUAACAGCAGGUUUUAGACCUCCCAGAAAACUGACCCGUGGACACUUUCUCCACACUUUCUCCCCUCGACCGGUGUCCGGCUCAUCUUCACUUGAAAUCUAAUAACUGAUGAGUGAGACUAGUGAGGUCCGACCUUUAGCUGAUGUGGAUCUGGGCGUGUGCGUGCUAUGGCUGAAGAUGUCUGUGGACUCUGAGAAGCGGUGUGUCCUGUUGCCGCGAGAGACCAGGACUUCAUGUGUGUUCCACACAGCCGAGGAAAAGGAUGAGAUACCAGGGGUGGGUGAGGACAGUGUGCUGGAGAUGCUGAGCUACUCCAAGUUCUCCGACUUGGAAACAUGGCUGUGCAUGCCGUCCACCCUACUGCCCCGAGUACUGGAGUCCACGCACUCCUCCUCCUCCUCCUCCUCCUGCUCCUCCUCCUGCUCCUCAUCCACCACCACCUCCGUCUGCACCUCCCCUGCUCCUGCCCCCUGCCUCUCCACAGGCUGCGAGACUGCAGAGACAGAUGCACAAACACAAAGACCUCCAGAGAAGGAAGCCCUGUUCCUGACCCCUGCUCUGGGGAGGGAGACUCCGUUCCUGGCCACACCGCUCGCCCCCAUCCUGUCCUCUACACCCUGUCACAUGACAAACCUGACCUCAUUGGGAGACUCCGCCUCCCAGGGCAGGGUCAACGUGAGGAAGCGCAGACGAUUGGCAGCCAGCCCAGGAGGGCUGCACUGGAACGCUGCAGGUUCAGUCCGCCGCGACUUUGAGCGCUCUAACUCCGCCUCUAAGCGCAUGCCUAGCCCCUCCUCCAACCAUGGCGUGGGGGGAAGCAGCCCCCCCCUGCGGGACACGGCGGGGGCAGGAGGGGAAUGGUGCGCGUCCUUGAGGAAGACGGUAUCCGUUGACGACCGUUUACUGCAGCCGGCGGUCAGAGAUCAGAGACACAGCCGCCUGGACAGAGGCAAGAAGAAACUCCGGAACAUCCAUAGUCUUGGAACCACCGGCAGAUACGACACCAGAAAAAAGUAAGUGUUGCUCAACUUGCUCUCAUUCUGUCAUUCAGUCAGCCAUAACAGCCAGCCAUACAUACAGCCUUGCAUAACAGCCAGCCAUACAUACAGCCUUGCAUAACAGCCAGCCAUAUAUACAGCCAGCCAUAACAGCCAGCCAUACAUACAGCCUUGCACAACAGUCAGUCAUACAGCCAGCCGUAAAAGCCAGCCAUGCAUCCAUACAUCCAGCCAGGCAUUCAGCCAGCCAGUCAGCCUACCAGCCAUAUAGCCAGUCAGUCAGUCCACCAGUCAGUCACCCGGCCAGCCAGACCAGCUAUGAGCCAGCAUCCACUCAGCCAGCAGUCUUCAUACCUUCACUCUGCCCAUCAUCCCCAGCCACAGCCCUCAUUAGAUUAGAGAGGGCGGCACAUACACAUAACUACAUCAAGGAUGGAGAAUGUGUAAUGACUUUAGUUGAGCAUUUCUCUGUCUGUCAUUGUUGGCUGUGCUGCACCCCCUCCCCCUUCCCCCCCCUCCCCCCCUGAUGUGUCAGUGAACCUUGAGAAAUCCUCCAUCCUGCAGCCAGCACUGACCAAGGACACAUUAGCCCCCUGACGCUCUGUGGCCUUUGUCGCCAUGGUGACUAUUUCCAUUAUUGUAACUAGUCUAUUAAUUCCUUGGACAGGUGGGGCUUGACGUUUAGAGUGAUCAGGCAGUGUGUGUGUGUGUGUGUGUGUGUGUGUGUGUGUGUGUGUGUGUGUGUGUGUGUGUGUGUGUGUGCGUGCGUGCGUGUGUGACUCACUGUGGUAUUAGGUGGGGGGCUAACAGACAUUUAUUUUAUUUCAGUUUUUAUUGGUGUCAAACUUUGUUAGUUUGUUACUUUGUUAGCCAUUUAAUCAGUACCAACCACAAUAAUCUAGACACCCCAUUGUCUUUAAUACUCUGAGUAAGAAGAGCAAGAGAUAAAGAGAGAGAGAGAGAUUGAUAGAGAGAGAAUGAGACAGGAGACAUAGAGACGGA